This is a messenger RNA of Cervus elaphus (red deer), 1945 nucleotides long. RefSeq names its product RAB7A, member RAS oncogene family (gene RAB7A). The transcript has 6 exons. NCBI's taxonomy places the organism in Eukaryota, Metazoa, Chordata, Mammalia, Artiodactyla, Cervidae. Gene Ontology annotation, molecular function: GTPase activity; GTP binding. The record is from RefSeq and is a predicted model, not a curated record. Gene Ontology annotation, cellular component: late endosome; phagocytic vesicle; lysosome. Gene Ontology annotation, biological process: phagosome-lysosome fusion; endosome to lysosome transport. The coding region runs from base 142 to 765 and encodes 207 amino acids.
UGGAGACUUGGACAGGCCCGGGAGUCCGCAGGAGCCUCAGCUUGGACCUCCCCGCGCGCCCGUCACCCCCCCGUUUCCUCCUCGGCGGAGCCCUCGCGACGCGCCCGGCCCGGAGCCCAGCGAAGCGGCCGCGCUUGAAGGAUGACCUCGAGGAAGAAAGUGCUGUUGAAGGUGAUCAUCCUGGGAGACUCUGGAGUCGGGAAGACCUCACUCAUGAACCAGUAUGUGAACAAGAAGUUCAGUAACCAGUACAAAGCCACAAUAGGGGCAGACUUCCUGACGAAGGAGGUGAUGGUGGACGACAGGCUAGUGACCAUGCAGAUCUGGGACACGGCUGGACAGGAGCGGUUCCAGUCCCUGGGCGUGGCCUUCUACAGAGGUGCCGACUGCUGCGUUCUGGUGUUCGACGUGACCGCCCCCAACACCUUCAAGACCCUUGACAGCUGGAGAGACGAGUUUCUCAUCCAGGCCAGUCCCCGGGACCCCGAGAACUUCCCCUUUGUCGUGUUGGGAAACAAGAUUGAUCUCGAAAACAGACAGGUGGCCACCAAGCGGGCACAGGCCUGGUGCUACAGCAAAAACAACAUUCCCUACUUCGAGACCAGUGCCAAGGAGGCCAUCAAUGUGGAGCAGGCCUUCCAGACGAUCGCCCGGAACGCGCUCAAGCAGGAAACCGAGGUGGAGCUGUACAACGAGUUCCCCGAGCCCAUCAAACUGGACAAGAACGACCGCACCAAGCCCGCGGCCGAGGGCUGCAGCUGCUGAGGGGGCGGGCGAGCGGAGCACGGAGCCCUCACGACCGAGAACACACGCAGGCCUUCUUCCACGAGCCCCCCUCUCCACACAGACAGUCAUCUCUCACCCCACUGCCCGGAGAGCCCAGCACACCGCCGACCCCCGCACACGCCCGACAGACCCACCGCCCGCCCCCGGGCUCCACGGCAGCAGGGCCGGCGGCAGACCCCCGCCUGGGGUGGAGUCUGCGUGGGAAGCUUCUUCCUUUUGUCCACUGGAGAGAGAACUGUUUACAGUUAAUCUGUGUCUAAUUAGUUCUGAUUUUUUUAACCGUCUUGUGGUCUUUUUACCCCCCCCCCUCCUGUGAAGGCCGCCACGUGGGAAGGCUGGUGCCCUGCGCUCCAUCACAGGCUCACACCCAGUCUGAUCAGGCUGAGUUUUGUAUGUAUCUGUUAAUGCUUGUUACUUUUAACUAAUCAGAUCUUUUUACAGUAUCCAUUUAUUAUGUAAUGCUUCGUAGAAAAGAAUCUUAUAGUACAUGUUAAUAUAUGCAACCAAUUAAAAUGUAUAAAUCAGUGUAAGAAAUUCUUGGGUUAUGUGUUUAAGUCCUGUGAUGCAGGCGUAGAGACAGAGGGCUGAACCUGGUCUGGAUCUCAGCGUGUUCAGCACCUCAAGAGUUGAAGUCCAGCAGGAGGCAGUAUUCUGUACAGUAGACAGGAGAAUCAUGUACGCCUUUUAUCAAAGACUUCAGAGCCAAACAGCUUUGCAUCUCUCCAGGGGAAACUGUCCCGUUCCCUUCUGUGUACCAGUUUUCCAAGAGGUGAUUUGCAUAAUACUUUGGUGUGUGCAAUGGAGAAACAGCUGUUUCACAAAACUCUCAUUUUCCCUUUUUCUUUCCUGCGCCACACUUUAAAACUCCCGUUAGAUUAGCAUCCACGUCCAAGAGGGAGAGGAGGCCCUCCCAGACCUGUCCUAGCGACGGUACCUUUGUUCUAGAAGGCGCUCCUCUCGGGGUGUGGCGUCCUCGGUGAGCACACCUUCCCCCCGCCCCCCACUCCCCAGUGUAGCCCCCGAGCCCCCGCUCCCUGGCGGGGCUGCCCCGCCCCCCGCCCCCGCACUGUAGCCUGCUUCACAGGGCCUGCGUCCCAGGGUGUGGGCCAAGUUCUGUAAAGAGACGAACGUGAUGCCAAUAAAAUGUACCAAGAACAAA